AUGGCCGUCACACAUGCCUUUGGCGGAAAGUCCGGGCAUCACACGUCGCGGAUGAGCCGAGAAAUCCAGAUCUCCCUCGGCUCAGGGGUUGUCAAGAUCCAGGCGCUACGCAGCCUGGAGCUUACCCAAAAGAACGGCCGUCUUCUGCACCACCUCAAUAGCUGGUACAAGCUACUGCCUGCUUUGCCUUUGCUGGAGCGCCUGACACUGCGAGGCUUCCGCAUGGUCGACGCAAACUUCCCAACACUGCCGCAGCUCAAGGAGGCGCACUUCUACGACUGCUCCUCGUCCGACUCGGAAUCUACCACAAAGACGCUCCUGGAAAAACUUUCUUCGCUGCGCACAUUUCUGAACUUCAACACCUUUGGUAAGGUAUCUCACGACGCGUUCGAGCCUGUCAAGGACACGCUGGAGACACUGGCCUGGGUGGACACGGCGCACGAAUACCCCACCGCUCUCAUCCCCAACAUCGGCUGCCUGCGCAAGCUCCAACACCUUAAGACCGGCUUCCUCAAAAACCAGUACGAGGCCGGCUUCAGAGGCGUUUUGUUCUGGAAUGGCAACUGCCUCAUGGAGAUGAAGCCGCUCGAGACGGUGGAGAUGGUCGUAGGCGAGGACGAGCAGUGUUUUCUUCGCGCGGAUCGGAAGGUGCGGCUACAGAGGGUGAUGAGCAGGAUCCUGGGAACCUUUGGGGCCAUGAAGAUGGCGGGAGGGGUCAAGGGCUUGAGGGUUGUGGACAUGCGGUGCUUUAAAGACUGGUCUGAUGACGUCCUGCUGUGGCAGAUGUUAAAGGUCGAGUUCAUGGCCGUCACGGUGAGGAGGUUCGAGAAGCUCGGGGUUACGCUGUUGCUUCCUGGCAUGUCUAUCGGAUUGUAG
This is a messenger RNA of Colletotrichum spaethianum, 876 nucleotides long. RefSeq lists its product as uncharacterized. The record is from RefSeq and is a predicted model, not a curated record. The transcript has a single exon. The coding region runs from base 1 to 876 and encodes 291 amino acids. NCBI's taxonomy places the organism in Eukaryota, Fungi, Ascomycota, Sordariomycetes, Glomerellales, Glomerellaceae.